Molecule: messenger RNA, 12303 nt
Organism: Gavialis gangeticus (Gharial)
Lineage: Eukaryota; Metazoa; Chordata; Crocodylia; Gavialidae
Gene: TANC2
Product: tetratricopeptide repeat, ankyrin repeat and coiled-coil containing 2
Exons: 28
Coding region: 103-6318 (2071 amino acids)
Biological process (GO): regulation of dendritic spine morphogenesis
Cellular component (GO): dendritic spine
Molecular function (GO): protein binding
Source: RefSeq, a predicted model, not a curated record
CAGAUUUUUUUUGUUGCAUGGUGAAGGGCACUUCUGACUCAGAAGUUUAAUUCAAUUGCAGAUUUUAAGUUUCUGGGGUGCACAGAGAAGAACAGGACAGCCAUGUUCCGAAACAGUCUCAAGAUGCUUCUUACAGGCGGGAAAUCAAACCGCAAAAACAGAUCCAGUGAUGGAGGGAACGAGGAGCCACCAGACCGGAGACAAGCAAGUGUAGAUUCCCGCCAGAGUCGAUCUGGGCAAGGCACCUCCACAGAGAACGACUGUGCUUUUGAACCAGACUACGCUAUUCCUCCACUCCCAAUGACCGAAGGUAUGCAGCACAUUCGGAUUAUGGAGGGCAUGUCCCGCUCUCUUCCAUCCUCCCCCUUACUCACACAUCAGUCUAUCAGUGUUCGGCUCCAACCUGUGAAGAAAUUAACUGCCCCCCUGAGGAAGGCAAAGUUUGUUGAGAGCCCUCGAAUUCCAGAGUCUGAGCUUGGCUCACCAACACUUACUUCAGCACAGAAACUGGACGUUGAUGCAUACUGCCCUGGUGAAACAGAACAGGAGCUGGGACCCCCUCCAUCCGUAGAUGAGGCAGCAAAUACACUCAUGACUCGCCUGGGCUUCCUCCUUGGAGAGAAAGUCACAGAAGUACAGCCAGGGCCCCAGUACAGCAUGGAGGUGCAAGAUGAGAAUCAGACCUCGGCAGUAACUCAGAGGAUAAGUCCCUGCUCUACACUGACAAGCAGCACAGCCUCACCACCAGCCAACAGUCCCUGCUCCACCCUCCCUCCAGUCAGUACAAACGUCACAUCCAAGGAUUGCAACUAUGGGGCUGUUACCAGUCCUACAUCCACUCUUGAAAGCAGAGAUAGUGGUAUUAUAGCUACUUUGACAAGCUAUUCUGAAAAUGUGGAGCGCACUAAAUAUGGAGGGGAGAGCAGCAAAGAAUUAGGAUCCGGAGGAAACAUGAAACCUUGGCAGUCUCAGAAAUCCAGCAUGGACUCCUGUUUAUACCGGGUGGAUGAAAAUAUGACCGCCUCUACCUACAGUUUGAACAAAAUCCCAGAAAGAAAUUUAGAGACAGUUUUAUCUCAAUCUGUACAGUCUAUUCCACUUUACCUUAUGCCACGGCCAAACUCAGUAGCAGCCACCAGCUCAGCCCACUUAGAAGAUCUAGCUUACCUGGAUGAGCAGAGGCACACACCCCUACGCACAUCCCUCCGAAUGCCUCGGCAGAGCAUGGCAGGUGCCCGCACACAACAGGAUUUAAGAGUACGCUUUGCACCUUAUAGACCUCCUGACAUCUCUUUGAAGCCACUGCUCUUUGAGGUGCCCAGUAUCACCACAGAGUCAGUGUUUGUUGGCCGGGACUGGGUGUUCCACGAGAUCGACGCGCAGUUGCAGAGUUCCAACGCCAAUGUGAACAGAGGUGUGGUCAUUGUUGGGAACAUUGGUUUUGGUAAAACAGCUAUCAUCUCCAGAUUGGUUGCGCUGAGCUGCCAUGGCACACGCAUGAGACAGAUUGCCUCUGAUAGUCCACAUGCCUCCCCAAAACAUGUGGAUGCAAACAGAGAGCUCCCCCUAACACAGCCACCAUCUGCUCACUCCUCAAUCACCAGUGGAAGCUGCCCUGGAACUCCUGAAAUGCGCAGACGUCAAGAAGAGGCCAUGCGGAGACUGGCCUCACAGGUUGUUGCUUAUCACUACUGCCAGGCUGACAAUGCCUAUACUUGUCUCGUGCCCGAGUUUGUACACAAUGUGGCAGCGCUGCUCUGCCGCUCACCACAGUUCGUUGCAUACAGAGAACAGCUGCUGCGGGAGCCACAUCUACAGAGUAUGCUCAGCUUGAGGUCCUGUGUUCAAGACCCCAUGGCCUCCUUCCGGAGGGGAGUCUUGGAGCCUUUGGAAAAUCUUCAUAAAGAGAGGAAGAUCCCUGAUGAAGAUUUCAUCAUAUUAAUUGAUGGUUUAAAUGAAGCAGAGUUUCACAAACCAGAUUAUGGGGACACCAUAGUAUCAUUCCUGAGCAAAAUGAUUGGAAAAUUUCCAUCCUGGCUAAAGUUAAUAGUAACAGUCAGGACAAGUCUACAGGAGAUAAUAAAAUUGUUGCCCUUCCAUAGGAUAUUUCUGGAUAGACUGGAAGAGAAUGAAGCCAUAGACCAGGACCUGCAAGCAUAUAUCCUUCAUCGAAUACACAGCAGCUCUGAGAUCCAGAACAACAUCUCCCUUAAUGGCAAAAUGGACAACACUACGUUUGGCAAACUCAGUUCUCAUCUCAAGACCUUGAGUCAAGGGUCCUAUCUAUACUUAAAACUCACUUUUGAUCUCAUAGAGAAGGGCUACUUGGUACUAAAAAGCUCCAGCUAUAAAGUAGUCCCAGUCUCUCUUUCAGAAGUUUACCUGUUGCAGUGCAAUAUGAAGUUCCCGACACAGUCUUCCUUUGAUCGGGUUAUGCCUCUCUUGAAUGUGGCAGUGGCAUCUCUGCAUCCAUUAACAGAUGAGCAUAUUUUUCAGGCUAUUAAUGCAGGUAACAUUGAGGGUACUCUGGAAUGGGAUGACUUUCAGCAGAGGAUGGAGAACCUUUCCAUGUUUCUUAUCAAGCGUAGAGAUAUGACACGAAUGUUUGUUCAUCCCUCUUUUCGAGAGUGGCUUAUCUGGAGAGAGGAAGGAGAAAAAACCAAGUUUCUUUGUGACCCUAGGAGUGGCCACACGUUGCUUGCCUUCUGGUUUUCCCGACAGGAGGGGAAGCUAAACCGACAGCAGACAAUUGAGCUGGGACACCACAUUCUCAAAGCACACAUUUUUAAGGGGCUAAGUAAAAAAGUUGGGGUAUCCUCCUCUAUCCUGCAAGGGCUUUGGAUCUCCUACAGCACAGAAGGUCUUUCAAUGGCACUGGCAUCUCUGCGAAACCUCUACACCCCUAACAUCAAGGUUAGUCGAUUGCUGAUUUUGGGAGGUGCCAAUGUUAAUUAUCGAACAGAAGUUUUGAACAACGCUCCAAUAUUGUGUGUCCAGUCACACCUUGGUUACACAGAGAUGGUGGCUUUAUUGCUGGAGUUUGGAGCCAAUGUAGAUGCCUCAUCUGAAAGUGGCCUGACGCCUCUUGGCUAUGCUGCUGCAGCUGGGUACCUGAGCAUUGUUGUGCUGCUCUGCAAGAAACGGGCCAAGGUGGAUCAUUUGGACAAAAACGGUCAGUGUGCUCUGGUCCAUGCGGCUCUCAGAGGUCACCUCGAGGUAGUCAAGUUCUUGAUUCAAUGUGACUGGACAAUGGCUGGCCAACAGCAAGGGGUAUUUAAAAAGAGCCAUGCCAUACAGCAGGCACUGAUUGCAGCAGCCAGCAUGGGCUACACUGAGAUUGUCUCCUACUUGCUCGAUCUUCCAGAGAAAGAUGAAGAGGAGGUGGAGCGAGCACAAAUCAACAGCUUUGACAGCCUUUGGGGAGAGACAGCCCUAACAGCUGCUGCAGGACGGGGUAAGCUGGAUGUUUGUCGGCUGCUUCUGGAGCAAGGAGCAGCUGUGGCACAGCCCAAUCGACGUGGAGUAGUUCCACUGUUCAGUGCAGUGAGACAAGGCCACUGGCAGAUUGUCGAUCUCUUACUCACCCAUGGUGCUGAUGUAAACAUGGCAGACAAGCAGGGUCGGACUCCUUUGAUGAUGGCUGCUUCAGAAGGGCAUCUGAGCACAGUGGAAUUCUUACUUGCACAAGGUGCAUCCAUUUCUUUAAUGGACAAAGAAGGACUGACUGCCCUCAGCUGGGCCUGUUUAAAAGGCCAUCUCUCUGUGGUGCGUUCCCUGGUGGAAAAUGGAGCUGCCACAGACCAUGCUGACAAAAAUGGACGCACUCCCCUGGACCUGGCAGCUUUUUAUGGUGAUGCAGAGGUGGUUCAAUUUCUGGUGGACCAUGGUGCCAUGAUUGAGCAUGUUGACUACAGUGGGAUGCGCCCACUUGACAGGGCAGUGGGCUGCCGCAACACAUCUGUUGUUGUCACUCUUCUGAAGAAAGGAGCAAAGAUAGGUUGUCAGACGUUACCGAGUCGCCCACGAGGUCCAGCAACAUGGGCGAUGGCCACCUCCAAACCAGACAUCAUGAUCAUCCUGUUAAGCAAGCUGAUGGAGGAGGGGGACAUGUUUUAUAAGAAAGGUAAAGUGAAAGAAGCUGCCCAGCGCUACCAGUAUGCCCUGAAAAAGUUCCCCAGAGAAGGGUUUGGAGAAGACCUGAAAACAUUUCGUGAGCUGAAAGUGUCACUCCUCCUUAACCUCUCCCGAUGUCGAAGGAAAAUGAAUGAUUUUGGAAUGGCGGAGGAAUUUGCCACUAAAGCACUGGAGCUGAAACCGAAAUCUUAUGAAGCUUACUAUGCAAGAGCAAGGGCCAAACGCAGCAGCAGCAGGCAGUUUUCAGCAGCCCUGGAGGACCUGAACGAGGCCAUCAAGCUGUGUCCGAACAACCGUGAGAUCCAGCGGCUGCUGAUGAGAGUGGAGGAAGAGUGCAGACAGGUGCAGCAGCAACAGCAACAGCAACAACCACCCCCUGAGGAGCCAGAACCUGAAGCCCAGCAUGAAGAACUGUAUUCUGUGCAAGACAUCUUUGAAGAGGAGUAUCUUGAGCAGGAUGUAGAAAAUGUUUCCAUUGGCUUACAGACAGAGUCAAGACCAAGCCAAGGGCUCCCCAUCAUCCAGAGCCCACCCGCGUCCCCUGCCCACCGGGAUUCAGCCUAUAUUUCUGGCUCACCUCUUGGUUCUCAUCAAGUCUUUGACUUCAGGUCUAAUAGUUCUAUGGGUUCACCAACAAGACAAGGGUACCAGUCCACUUCUCCUGCUCUGUCUCCAACACACCAGAACUCUCAUUACAGACCUAGUCCACCACAUACAUCUCCUGCUCAUCAGGGCUCUUCCUACCGCUUCAGCCCACCUCCUGUUGGGGGCCAGGGGAAACAGUAUCAAAGUCCACCGCCUUCACCCCUCCGUAGAGGUCCCCAGUAUCAUGCCAGCCCUCCUGCAGAAAGUAUGAGUGUCUAUCGGUCACAGUCUGGCUCCCCAGUACGUUACCAGCAAGAACCUAGUGUUAGCCAACUCCCUGGUAGACCAAAGUCUCCACUGUCCAAAAUGACGCAGAGGUCCUUCCAAAUGCCCCAGCUUCCUGUCGCAGUCCCACAGCAAGGGCUCAGACUACAGCCGGCAAAGGCACAGAUUGUCAGAAGCAACCAGCCAAGCUCUGCAGUGCAUUCUAGUACUGUGAUUCCAACUGGUGCUUAUGGCCAAGUGGCCCAUUCUAUGGCCAGUAAAUACCAGUCAACUCCAGGAGAAAUGGGGGUUGGGCAAAGUAGGUUGGUCUACCAGGGUUCAAUUGGUGGAAUAGUAGGGGAUAGCAGGCCAGUGCAACACGUUCAAGCCAGCCUUAGUGCAGGCGCAAUCUGCCAGCAUGGAGGACUGACUAAAGAAGAUCUUCCACAGAGGCCUUCCUCAGCAUAUAGAGGUGGGAUGAGAUAUAGUCAAACCCCUCAAAUAGGACGCAGUCAGUCCGCUUCCUACUAUCCAGUCUGUCACUCAAAGCUUGAUCUGGAACGCUCCUCCCUUCCCUCCAGCCAGCUUGGUUCUCCAGAGGUUUCUCACCUAAUAAGAAGGCCAAUUACAGUCAACCCCAGUGAAAUAAAGCCUCACCCACCAACUCCAAGACCACUGCUUCAUUCUCAAAGUGUUGGUCUCAGAUUCUCUCCUUCUAGCAAUAGCAUCUCAUCCACUUCCAACCUGACUCCCAACUUCCGCCCUUCUGCUUCUAUUCAGCAAAUGGAGAUCCCUUUAAAGCCAGCUUAUGACAGAUCAUGCGAUGAGCUUUCACCAGUCUCUCCAACUCAGGGGGGUUACCCCAGUGAGCCAGCCCGUUCCAGGACCACGCCAUUCAUGGGAAUCAUAGACAAAACAGCUCGGACUCAACAGUACCCACAUCUCCAUCAACAGAACCGGACCUGGGCUGUGUCAUCAGUGGAUACUGUUAUUAGUCCUACAUCUCCUGGAAACCUUCCCCAGCCAGAAUCAUUUAGCCCACCUUCUUCAAUCAGCAACAUUGCCUUUUAUAACAAAACCAACAAUGCACAGAAUGGCCAUUUGUUAGAGGAAGACUAUUACAGCCCCCAUGGGAUGCUGGCCAAUGGGUCCCGAGGAGACCUUUUAGAGAGAGUCAGUCAAGCCUCCUCGUAUCCAGAUGUUAAGGUGGCUAGGACACUGCCUGUUGCACAGGCCUACCAGGACAACCUGUACAGGCAGCUUUCCAGGGACUCUAGACAAGGGCAGACAUCCCCUAUCAAACCAAAGAGACCGUUUGUGGAGUCUAACGUGUAAAUGACACUUGUUGGAGUAAGACCCUUAUGUUUUCAGCACACACUUCUGGGCUUGAUUUUCAUGCAUAUUAGUAUUCUUCUUAUUAUUUUUUAAUUUCUAUUUGAUAGUUUCAUGACCAAGUUUCUCCUGUAAUUGCUAUGUGGUGAUCAGCCAGCCAUGCACGUGCUCAAAGCCCUUUGUUAUCCAGCUGACUGUGAAGCCAACAUCAAACAAGCCAGUAUUGUUUGCCCAACUGAAACUGAGUUCCCUCACAGUUUUCAGCUGUCAAUCAGGAUAUUUUAGUAUAUGGUGUAGGUUAAUCCCAAUAUAGCCCCUACACAGUGGGAGGUAACCAGCUCUUUUCAAGAGACAAUCAUGUUCAAUUCAAAUUGGUCUCUUUUGUCUGCUUAAUAAGAUCUUGUGAAAUUAGAAAAUUUCUAGUGGGAACUGGCCUAGACUUGUGGCAGCCUUUACAGAGUGCAUUGUCCGGCGUUCCCCUAGACAACCAGUACGUUCCUCUUCCCAGUUGUCUCCUUGCUAAUUACAAAGAGCUAAUUACCUGCACAGAGUGGGGCUUGAUUUGUUUUAAUACUAAGUAGCUAUGCAUAAUAACCAUCCUGCUUUAUCUGGUUUAUAGAAUUUUAAUCUGAAUUAUAUUUGUUUGUUUUAAUGAUGCAAUCUGCCAGCAUGGGUGGGAACCACAACAUGCUGCGCAACUUUGACAGUUGUGUCCCAAAUGCCACAGCACUGAUUCACUCUGAGGCAUUUUAAAAAUGUGUUGAGAAGAAAUUGAACUUGGCCCCUUUUAUGCAUCUUAAUCAGCCCAGGUAAUUGGCUCAACCCAUCUUGUGCAUUUUAUAAGCUGAGAUUACCACAACCUUUCCUUCACACUGUUAGCAGAUGACUGCACUUCACAUAUGCACCAACCCCAUGUUUUCACCAGGACAAUUUAAGAAUUGGGUUUAGUUUGGUUUGGCUCAAAAGAAAAAUGGGAUGGGGGAAAAAGCUUAAUUAAGGAAGGAAAUUUUAAGUCUUUCUUUGCCCGUGAUGCCCAAAGCGACAUGAUGGUUCCCAAGAGAGAAAGUGGCCAAGGAGUCACAUCAGUGAAGUCCUUCUGAAAACACAGCCUUGCCAUGCCAUUUCCUUUCUGUUUGCACCUGCUCUUUGGAAUCUGUGUGCUGUAGUGAGGGGCUGCACUCCUCAAAGGGAAGAAGGAAUAAAAAUGGGUGUUUUCCUAGAGCUGCCAGAUUUGUUCCUGGAAUUUUGCAAAGCAGUUGCUGUGAUCCAUACCUGUAAAUGCUAGAGGCAAUGUUUUGCUCUUUAAGGACCUGUAGUUAAAAGAGAGAUAUUUAUAAUUAAUUUAUGUGAUCUAUUUCAGGAAAUUUGUUUUGGGGUAUAUCUUUUUUUUCUUUUCUUUAAUUAGAUGCAGCUAGUGUUGAGGCAGUGUGAAAAAGCAGGGGACAUUUCCAAAACCCGGUUUACAGAGCUUUCCAAGUAGUCUCUGAAGUUUUGUUUGCAUAGAGGAGACUUUCUGAGCCUGUUCUACGUUUCUUGUUAGUUGCAUUUUAUAAUCCACCUUUUCAGUGACUAAGAGCAAACAGCCAGGUGAGUGGAAAAGAAGUUUGUUACUGUAACUUGUUUUAAAGCAAAAUAGUGCCUGCUACCUAACACUGAAGCUAGUUCAUGUCAACUCUUAAAAACAGAAUGGGAAGUGACUCCGAGGGAGAGAAGUUAAAUGUGUUUCUGUUUCCAAAGGGCUAUGUGAACCUGUCAUUGAAGGAAGGACUCAUUGAACCAAAAUAAGGGCCAAUCCAACAUUAGAGUCAAUUGGCACGUCUAUAUUGUGAUUUCUGUGCAGCUGCCCUGAUUUAUGCCAGGCAGGGAUCUGGCCCUGAAUCACUCAGCAAACUCUGGCUCUGAUUAGCUUUUUUGUUUGCGUGAAGCUGUGAAGCGGAUCAGCACAGUUUGUUGUAAUUUGCUUACUUAUUUUGCUUAGACCAAAUGGAGACACAUAGGCCUCAGGACAGGUCAGACUCGUGUCCCACAGACAGACUGAAAGUACUCUUGGUUUUUUUGCCUCUGCGUUGUUUGGGGAUUAUUAAGUUUCUUUAAUUCAAGAUAUUUAUGGGUCUAUUUUCUAUUUGUCCAAGCCAGUAUUUGUAUUGGGGUUUGGGUUUUUUUUCUUUCCCAAGGGGGUAUGAAGGUACAACACAAUUCUUACCCUUUGCUUUAUUACAGGGAUCUGUAAAGCAGGUUAUAAAACUGGGAGCCUCCCCAGAUACUUAUGCCUCCUUCCCAGCCUGUUUGUAUGAGGCCAUGAGGAAAUAGGAAUGUGCAUGCACUAUUCCUCUUUGAAAGGGAUGUUGACUUUUUUGUUCCUCUCUUUUUUAAGAAGUGUGCUCUGCCUUAUAAGGAAUAACUGAUUAUUUUAAUCUGCAUACCGUGCACCUCGUUAGCUAGAACUUGUAUAUUAAUGGGUUUUUUUGAAUAGCGUCAUGUUUUUGUUCCAGGCCUUCUUUCCCUCAGCUUUCCUGAGCAAAUGAGUGGCUUUCUAUCUUUGGUAGUUUCUUUUGAAAGGACAAAGUAACCAAAUCCAGCCCAUUCCCUUUUUUUAUUACCGUAAACAAGAUGUGCUACUGCCAUAAGCCAGUCAUCUCCAAUUUUCUUGUUAUCAGAGAAUCCAAAUGGAAUGAUCCUUGUUGAAGAGAAUGCCAUUGUAAUAACUCUGACUGUGCUUUGCUUCGCUAUUCACUGCCGUGUGAUUCCAGUACUGUACUUUAGAAAUGUCCCCUAAGAAGCACUUACAUGUACAACUUUGGGUUUAUGAAGAUGUAAGGGAAAACAAAACAAAACAAAAAACAGCUCACACUUUAACACAAAUACAAAAAUGAAACAAGGCUUAAAUACUGCAGUGUGCAGGGUUUUUUCACAACACCAUGUGUUACAUUUUCACAGAAUUCUUGCACUAAUGGUUUACCAUCUGUUCUUUCUGUAAAUGGGUGCACUUUACUGUUUGAAUUUGUUACUAUGAUAAAUACUGGAUAUUUAAGCGUGAGUAGUGUCUUCAUUAGAAAAUAGCAGAACAGCUCUUGUCUCUUAGUGUAUUUUUCAAAAAAAAAAGAAAAAAGAAAAGAAAUGAAGCAAUGAAUCAUAACAUUUAUAGCACAAGAACUCACAGUUGUAUAUAAGCAUCAAAAGAUUGAGUAAUUUUUAAAUACAAAAAUAUUUACCGUGAUUUUUUUAAAGCGCUUCCCCAGCAAUUUUCUUAGGGACAGCUGAAACAUAAUUGUUGCUUUAGUAACUGGAUCAGUAAGGAACAUACUUCUCACUUGAAAAUCAAAUAUUGUGUGUCAUUCGAAGUCCUGAUUGGAAUUUGGCAUGGGCAAAAUGGAGAUUAUUUUGUAUUUUCUGUUGUAUAUGGUCCUGAUUGUAAAGUACACUAUCCAACCACAACUCAGUAGAGCACAAGACUGUAAUUUUGCUUACUGUCCCUUCACCCCUUCAUCUUAGCUGCAAAUCUCAUGAACUUGUCCACUCAGGAAAGUGUAGUAGGACAGUGUGCAGUAGCCCAUCUGGCAGUCAGAUUUGCCAGGUACAGUGUUGAGUGAUUCAGAGAUACUGUACCUUUUUCCUGUUGGAGUAAUUGAGACUACCAGCAUCAUCCCCAGUCAGCACCCUAGCUGGAGUCAGGUAGUUUGAGAAUCCCCACACUGCUAGCUUGUAGGUGCACCAAAUAAAACAGCUUCUUGAUACCUUAAGACCGUAGGAAUUUGUUCCUUGGAAUGUAUUCUGUUGGCUAUGCCUAAGCAAAUGCUCGUGUUUGACCAAACCAGCCACUAGAUGGCUCUCGGACUCUGCAAAAAGUUGCUCUGAGAGCCUUUCUAUUGUAGUGAUGAGUCACUAUAGAGCUGAAGUCCCAGUUUUGGGAAUUGGGUGCUUGUCAAGUUCCUGUUGAGCACAUUUCCCAGAUGUUGGUUUUUUUUUUGCUUUGCAGGCUGGAAAGGCCUCAGGAGAGAGGGCAGUAGCUAUAUGUGUCUGUCUCUCCAAAUCCUUAGCUGCUGGUUUCAGGGUGGCAUCAAAGGGCUUGAGAGCCAGUUGUCAGCUCAUCUAGGUGCUUAGGAGAUGGAAGUGUUCUAUAGAGCUGGGGGCAAGGGAGCAGAGAGCUUGGCAACCUGUUUCCUUUUGUUGCUGGAUUCAAAUCAAUGCUCUUGUGUAGGCGAUGAAGGCUGUGCCAGCUACUGACUGACCAAGGCCUUUGGAAUCAAGCUCACGGUAAGUUCCGAUGGUUUAGUUUGAAGAGCAGAUUUUUCCCCCUUUAAAAUGGCUGUAAAGCAACUUGCUUGGCUGGUGGAAAUGCUUUUUUUGUACAUAUGAUGCAUACCUAAGCCAUAGUUUGGAUUAGGUCCUUGCCAGGAUGGCUGCUAAAUUCCCAGUAAUUCAGUUCCCUAGUGCAAAGACUAUUGUCAAUUCAGGGUUACCCAGAAGAAGUCUAGCUAAAACCGAAGUGCCAGCUAUGCCUUAUGUAGAGAACAAAGCAAGCCUGAGUGCCUGCUAGUUUUUCACCUUAAACGCUGAGGUAGGUCCUUGCUGAUCUGUCACAAGCUAUUUGGUUGUUGCAUCUUUUUUUUUUCUUUUGAGAGUUCCAGACAAUUCAUCUACCAAGAUUAAUGGUAUUUAAACAAGGGCUUAGGGAAAGAGCUACUGUACCUCCUGUGACAUGUCACAGAGACCUCCAGAGUUAAAUGCCUUUACUCAGUAAUGGAAAGUUUGGUGGGGAUGCAUUUGGACACAAGCACAAUGGCAAAGGUUGAUCUGCUUUUUCAGGGUUACUUGAACAAUUGCUGGACUUUCAUUCAAUCAAACUUUUUCUAAUACAAACCACAAAGGGCUCAAUAAUUUAGCAAGAUUCGUUUGUGUCCAACUCCUGACAACAGCUGGAUUGCACUGGAACCUUUCCUGAUACACAACAGAUCCCCAUGAGAAAACAAAGCAAACGCAAUUGUCACCAUUAAAGUGAAUGGAGCCAAAUAAAUACUCAGUAUCCUUCCCUCCUAAUUUUCUAGCAACCACUUAACUGCUGUCAUGCUACUUAGCAGGAAGCGGUCAGUUCCAGUCUGACAUUUCUGCAUCCUGGUUCCUGUAGUCAUUAAAAUGGAGGGCUACUGUGAAAAGGGGCUUGUCACUGGUCUUUCGUACAUAUGGAUCAGUCCAAAGGAAGGAGAGUACUAGGCCUGUCCUCCAAUAACUGCUAACACAUGGAGUCUUGUUUCUGGUGGGUGGGAAAGCCUCAGGCUGGUAAAGUUAGAUCACUUUAGCUGCAGUCUGCCUUGCUCUGCACUGAUAUAACAGACACCAUUAGUAAUGUUUAGAGAUAAACUAACAGCAACACUGUGUGCAUAGGUUCAUUUUGUCAAGAUACCAGUAACGUAGAGACUCCAGCGUGGACUCUUCCAGCAGCAAAGGUGUCAUUUCUGUCUCUCAUUUUCUUUUCCACAGUAUUUACAGCAUUUCGUCUCUGUUCUGUCUUCACUUCCGAGAAGAUCUGACUUAGUACAAAUAUGUAUAGUCUAUACACUUUGGUGAUUUGUACUAUUUGCCAUCCUUCAAGACACUUGCUGGGAAGAUCUUUAAGACACUUAAUUUUCCUUUAGCUUUUCUAUAAUUCUGAUGUAAAGGACUUUCUCUGUACAGUAUAUUAUUCAAUGCAUGUUCUGUUCUCUCUACUGAUAUAUUGAACACCACACAGUUGUGAUAUUGUGCAGUGGGCAAGGCGACCCUGCACUCAGCUGAGGCCCUCAGCCUCUCAUGUAUAAGGAAAGAAAAACUAUUUUUUCCUUUGCUGUAUUUGCUUGAGCAGAGUUUUCUUGUCUGUACAUGUGAGCUGUGAGAUAGAUGUGAAAAGUUCAAAUGAAUGCAUUUCCCCAAUGUAUACAGAUUGUAAUCUGUACAAUGAACUGUAUGUAUGAAAAAAAAUGUACUUAUUUAUAAAUGGUUAACACUUGGAAA